AUUGGGCGACGGGCCUCUGACGCGCGCUGACGCGCGGAGACUUUAGGUGCAUGUUGGCAGCGGCAGCGCGAGCCACAUAAACAAAGGCACAUUGGACGCCAGGGCCAGUCCUCCAGGAGGCUCGCGCAAAGCUCCGCGGUCCUGCUCGCCAGUCCAGCCGGCCGCCUUCCCCUGCUCCCUCCAGGCUCUCGGCGUCUCCGCACCCUUCGCCCCUCUCGCCCACCCUCCCGGACCUUGCGCCCGGAGUACCAGAGGGAACUACACUUCGGCGGAGUUGAAUGAAUGAAGAAAGAAGUGGAGAACUCCUAAAUGAGGAGGAGAUCUGACAGGCUGGACUCCCCAUUGCUUUUCUAAAAUCUUGGAAACUUUAGCCUUCAUUGAAUUACGACACUGUCCACCUUUAAUUCCCUUGAAAACGCCUGUAAUUCGGCUGAAGCCAUGCCUUGUGUUCAGGCGCAGUAUGGGUCCUCGCCUCAAGGAGCCAGCCCCGCUUCUCAGAGCUACAGUUACCACUCUUCGGGAGAAUACAGCUCCGAUUUCUUAACUCCAGAGUUUGUCAAGUUUAGCAUGGACCUCACCAACACUGAAAUCACUGCCACCACUUCUCUCCCCAGCUUCAGUACCUUUAUGGACAACUACAGCACAGGCUACGACGUCAAGCCACCUUGCUUGUACCAAAUGCCCCUGUCCGGACAGCAGUCUUCCAUUAAAGUAGAAGACAUUCAGAUGCACAACUACCAGCAACACAGCCACCUGCCCCCCCAGUCCGAGGAGAUGAUGCCGCACUCCGGGUCGGUUUACUACAAGCCCUCCUCGCCCCCAACGUCCACCACCCCGGGCUUCCAGGUUCAGCACAGCCCCAUGUGGGAUGACCCAGGCUCCCUCCACAACUUCCACCAGAACUACGUGGCUACCACGCACAUGAUCGAGCAGAGGAAAACGCCUGUCUCCCGCCUCUCCCUCUUCUCCUUUAAGCAGUCGCCCCCCGGUACCCCUGUGUCUAGCUGCCAGAUGCGCUUCGACGGGCCCCUGCACGUCCCCAUGAACCCGGAGCCGGCGGGCAGCCACCACGUUGUGGACGGGCAGACCUUUGCUGUGCCCAACCCCAUCCGGAAGCCCGCGUCCAUGGGCUUCCCGGGUCUGCAGAUUGGCCACGCCUCGCAGCUGCUCGACACACAGGUGCCCUCGCCGCCGUCGCGGGGCUCCCCCUCCAACGAGGGGCUGUGCGCUGUCUGCGGCGACAACGCGGCCUGCCAGCACUACGGAGUGCGCACCUGUGAGGGCUGCAAAGGUUUCUUUAAGCGCACGGUACAAAAAAAUGCGAAAUACGUUUGUUUAGCAAAUAAAAACUGCCCAGUGGACAAGCGGCGUCGCAAUCGCUGUCAGUACUGCCGAUUUCAGAAGUGCCUGGCUGUCGGGAUGGUCAAAGAAGUGGUUCGAACGGACAGUUUAAAAGGUCGGAGAGGUCGUUUACCCUCGAAACCGAAGAGCCCACAGGAUCCCUCUCCCCCCUCGCCCCCGGUGAGUCUGAUCAGCGCCCUCGUCAGGGCCCAUGUCGACUCCAACCCGGCUAUGACCAGCCUGGACUAUUCCAGGUUCCAGGCGAACCCUGACUAUCAGAUGAGUGGAGAUGACACCCAGCAUAUCCAACAAUUCUAUGAUCUCCUGACUGGCUCCAUGGAGAUCAUCAGGGGCUGGGCCGAGAAGAUUCCGGGCUUCGCUGACCUGCCCAAAGCCGACCAGGACCUGCUUUUUGAAUCCGCUUUCUUAGAACUGUUUGUGCUGCGAUUAGCAUACAGGUCCAACCCAGUGGAGGGUAAACUCAUCUUUUGCAAUGGGGUGGUCUUGCACAGGUUGCAAUGUGUUCGUGGCUUUGGGGAAUGGAUUGAUUCCAUUGUUGAAUUCUCCUCCAACUUGCAGAAUAUGAACAUCGACAUUUCUGCCUUCUCCUGCAUUGCUGCCCUGGCUAUGGUCACAGAGAGACACGGGCUCAAGGAACCCAAGAGAGUGGAAGAACUGCAAAACAAGAUUGUAAAUUGUCUCAAAGACCACGUGACUUUCAAUAAUGGGGGGUUGAACCGCCCCAACUAUUUGUCCAAACUGUUGGGGAAGCUCCCAGAACUCCGUACCCUUUGUACACAGGGGCUACAGCGCAUUUUCUACCUGAAACUGGAAGACUUGGUACCACCACCAGCAAUAAUUGACAAACUUUUUCUGGACACUUUACCUUUCUAGACCCACUCCCAUGCACUUCAAAGGAACUGGAGAAAACCUAAAACUGUCCAGAGGGGGCAAGUUACAAGGGCAGAAUUAUCCCCUGAGCUGUCUCAGCUCUUGCCAGCCCCCACCCCUUCCAUUAAACCCCCGGCCCCUUAAUCCCUAAAGGAAAACAAAAAACAAAAACAAAAACUGUUGCUAUUUCCUAACCUGCAGGCAGAACCUGAAAGGGCAUUUUGGCUCGGGGCAUCCUGGAUUUAGAACAUGGACUACACACAAAACAGUGGUAUAAACUUUUUAUUAUCAGUUUAAAAAGCAGUUUAAUGUUCAGAAGAAAGAUUCCUAAUGUAUGAUGGAAAAUGUUUGGCCACAUUUGGUUGUUGCAGUUAAGACAAAUGUAAUACACACACAUACACACACACCAUAAGGGGACCCACAAGUAUUGCCCUUUAAAAGACUUUAGAGUUUUCUGCUGUAAAGAAAGCUGUAAUAUAUAGUAAAACUAAAUGUUGCGUGGGUGGCAUGAUUUGAAGAAGGCAAAGGCUUGUAAAUUUACCCAAAUGCAGUUUGGCUUUUUAAAUUAUUUUGUGCCUAUUUAUGAAUACAUAUUACAAAUUCUAAAAGUUAAGUGUGUUUGCAAAAAAAAAAAAAUAACUACACAAAAAAGGGACCAGCAUGUUGAUUCUAGGUUGAAAAUGUUAUAGGCACUUGCUACUUCAGUAAUGUCUAUAUUAUAUAAAUAGUAUUUCAGACACUAUGUAGUCUGUUAGAUUUUAUAAAGAUUGGUAGUUAUCUGAGCUUAAACAUUUUCUCAAAUGUAAAAUAGGUGGGCACAAGUAUUACACAUCUGAAAAUCCUGACAAAGGGGACACAUAGUGUUUGUAACACCGUCCAACAUUCCUUGUUUGUAAGUGUUGUAUGUACCGUUGAUGUUGAUAAAAGAAAGUUUAUAUCUUGAUUAUUUUGUUGUCUAAAGCUAAACAAAACUUGCAUGCAGCAGCUUUUGACUGUUUCCAGAGUGCUUAUAAUAUACAUAACUCCCUGGAAAUUACUGAGCACUUUGAAAUUUUUUGUUUUUUUUUUAAAUGUCUAAAAUUGUCAGUUAAUAUAUUAUUUUAUGUUUGAGUAAGAAUUUUAAUAUUGCCAUAUUCUGUAGUAUUUUUCUUUGUAUAUUUCCAGUAUGGCACAUGAUAUGAGUCACUGCCUUUUUUUCUAUGGUGUAUGACAGU
This is a messenger RNA of Phyllostomus hastatus (greater spear-nosed bat), 3446 nucleotides long. It is a transcript of the gene NR4A2, whose product is annotated as nuclear receptor subfamily 4 group A member 2. The record is from RefSeq and is a predicted model, not a curated record. The coding region runs from base 439 to 2235 and encodes 598 amino acids. Gene Ontology annotation, molecular function: nuclear receptor activity; zinc ion binding; nuclear glucocorticoid receptor binding. Lineage: Eukaryota; Metazoa; Chordata; Mammalia; Chiroptera; Phyllostomidae. Gene Ontology annotation, biological process: dopaminergic neuron differentiation; cellular response to corticotropin-releasing hormone stimulus; regulation of transcription by RNA polymerase II. Gene Ontology annotation, cellular component: transcription regulator complex; nucleus. The transcript is spliced from 8 exons.